Molecule: messenger RNA, 1735 nt
Organism: Carica papaya (papaya)
Lineage: Eukaryota; Viridiplantae; Streptophyta; Magnoliopsida; Brassicales; Caricaceae
Product: alpha/beta-Hydrolases superfamily protein
Source: RefSeq, a predicted model, not a curated record
CCUGCAUCAAGACAACAACAAUCAAUCAUUUUGCUUCUCUGAAAAAAAAAAAAUCAAUUUUUAUAUAAUAUAUAAUCGUCUUGUUUGACUUGCUCCGCCUCCAUCACCUUCUCCUCUCCGUAUAUUUUUUCUUGGAGCUUCGUGGCCUCAUAUUACUCUUAUCUUCCCAAACUGAAUUUCCAUGCUUACUGUAUCUUUCUUCCCCGGAAAAUGGGUGAGAAAAUGGGCCAGAAGCAUCCAUUAUGCUCUUACUCUCAUCGUCUUCCUUUUCCUUGACCUCCUCGACACUAUUCUUUGUGUGGUGUGCCAUUACCUUGAUGAGUUCUUUGAAGGGAAAACCUCUCCUUGUUACUGUGCAGGAGAGGGACAGCAAGGAAACAAUGUGAUUGGCGUUUUGGGUAUUGAUGGAGAGAUUCAGGUGUCAGAGAGUUUGUAUAGAAGGAAGAAUCCUUUCAGGGAAACGGGUUUUCUUGGUUUUCCGAGACAAUUUUUGGAUUCCAAGAAAAAAGGAAUUUGUGAUGGUGCGGUGAUGAACAGGUGGUCUGAUUGUGGGUGUGAAUCUUGUGUUUCUUGGAUAAACUGUAGGGAUCACAAGCUCCAUGUUGAGGUUAGAGAGACCUCUUCUCAAGGGCGGAUUGAGGAAAAUUGUAAAGAAAAACCAACAGAAAAUGUGAUUUUCAUUCAUGGAUUCCUUUCUUCUUCCUCAUUUUGGACAGAAAGUGUGUUGCAACACCUGUCUGAAUUUAAAAAGGGGAAGUACAAGUUGUUCUCUGUUGAUCUUUUGGGGUUUGGAAGAAGCCCAAAGCCAAGGGAGUGUUUUUAUACUUUGAGAGAUCAUGUAGAGAUGAUUGAGAAAUCAGUGAUUCUCCCUUUUAAUAUCAAUCAUUUUCACUUGGUUGCUCACUCCAUGGGCUGUAUCAUUGCACUGGCCUUGGCUGCAAAGUAUCCCAAAUAUGCCAGAUCACUUACUCUCGUAUCUCCUCCCAUCUUCCCUUCAUCAAAAGAUGGAGCAAGUUUAGCAGCUUUAGAAAAGCUUGCUGAGAAGAAGUUAUGGCCACCAUUAGCCUUUGGUUCAUCAGUUAUGUCAUGGUAUGAACAUAUUGGUCGGUGUAUCUGCUUUCUCGUUUGUCGAAACCACAGGACCUGGGAGAGGAUUCUGAAGCUACUUACCCCCAAUAGGCAUCUGCAUUUCAUGAUUAUGGACUUGACCAGGCAUACCCAUCACUCAGCUUGGCACAGCAUGCAUAAUGUGAUAUGUGGAGGAGCCAAAUUUACAGAUGGGUAUCUGGCAAUGUUGAUAAAAUAUGGGGUUAAAAUUUGCGUAGUUCAAGGUGAUGAAGACCCUGUUGUGCCCUCAGAGUGUUGGAAUUACAUCAAGAAGAAAUAUCCAGAUGUGGAGGUCAAUAUGGUUGCAAAAGCUGACCAUACAAGUGUGGUGUUUGGUAGGGAGAAGGAUUUAAUUCAGAAUCUGGAUAAGUUGUGGAUAAAAUCUGCAGCAGAUACCACAAGGACAUAAUCUCUGGAAGUUUGGGACCUUCUUCUGAUUUCUUUGAUUGCCUUGCUACUUUUUCUUCUACCGGUAAGAACUAUAAUUGUGCAAGUAAGAUUGAAAAUUUAAUUCCUCUCUGAUUAUAUGAUUAAAUGUGGAUGGAGCAAACAUUACAAUUGAUUUGUAAAUGAAAUUUUCUUGUAAACAUUGUGAAUGAAAUAGUUUUAUCAAACAUAGCCAAACCCA